AUGAGGCUCCUCCGUCGUGGUACUCACCGAAAAACCUCUCCAAUCGGUGUUCCACCGAUUAAAACUCGCGGAAGGCCAGGGAAAACACAACGGAAGGCGAGUGGUGGUGGUGGUGUUGGUCAUAGUGGUUGUUGUGGUGGUGGCUGUGAUGGUGGUGGCGGUCGUCGUCAACGUGGUUGUCAAAUUUGUAGUGUUGGUAGCCAUGGUGGUGGUGGUGGUUAUGGUGGGGUUCCUGGCCAUGGUGUUGGUGAUGGUGGAAGCCGCGGUGGUGGUGGUGGUGGAUGUGAUGGUGGUUGUGAUAGUGGUUUCGAUGCUCGUGGUGGUAGUCGCGGUGGUGGUGGUAGUGGUGGUGGUGAUGGCCCUGUUUGUUGCCAUGGUGGUGGUCGUGGUAGUGGUAGUGAUGAUGGUUGUGGUGGUGGUGGUGGUUAG
Molecule: messenger RNA, 429 nt
Organism: Vigna unguiculata (cowpea)
Lineage: Eukaryota; Viridiplantae; Streptophyta; Magnoliopsida; Fabales; Fabaceae
Source: RefSeq, a predicted model, not a curated record